Messenger RNA from Knipowitschia caucasica, 1326 nucleotides. The record is from the annotation of a GenBank genome assembly. NCBI's taxonomy places the organism in Eukaryota, Metazoa, Chordata, Actinopteri, Gobiiformes, Gobiidae.
AUGUUAAGCAUAAUUUCUAACGCACUUUGCAGAAUCACAGGCCGAAAUGUGGGAGCACAGACAGUCUCAGAGCUUCUUAUCGACCUGUCAGAGUUCGUGAGUUUGUCGUCAGGGGAGCCGCAGAUGCGCAGACUCCCUCCUGAGCCGCCUCCUCCAGCCGCAGAUAGAGCUGCAGAGUUAGAGGCUGUAGACCACACUGCUGCGCAGGUCGUGGUCUCCCGCUCGUUUACAGAGUUCACUCCUGAAGUCUCGUUCAGCAUCAAAAAAUGUGAUGUGCACGGUCUGGAGGAGGCUCCGACCGAAACCGCAGUCCUGACCCGGGACCAGGGCCUCGGCUUCUAUCGCUCCAUGCAGACGAUCCGCCGCAUGGAGCUGAAGGCCGACCAGCUCUACAAGCAGAAGAUCAUCAGGGGCUUCUGCCACCUCUACGACGGACAGGAGGCGUGUGCCGUGGGGCUGGAGGCGGCCAUAGAGAGAACAGACCACCUGAUCACGGCGUACAGAGCUCACGGCUUCACCUACACCAGAGGCGUGUCGGUCAAACAGAUCCUGGCGGAGCUCACCGGGCGCAAAGGGGGCGUGGCCAAAGGGAAGGGCGGCUCCAUGCACAUGUACGCGCCGCACUUCUAUGGAGGGAAUGGCAUCGUCGGCGCACAGGUUCCUUUGGGUGCUGGCAUCGCUCUGGCCUGUCAGUAUCAAGGCAACAAUCAGAUUUGUGUGUCCCUGUACGGAGACGGAGCGGCCAAUCAGGGUCAGCUGUUCGAGGCCUACAACAUGGCCGCCCUGUGGAAGCUGCCCUGUAUAUUUGUGUGUGAGAAUAACCGGUACGGGAUGGGCACCGCCGUGGAGCGCGCCGCAGCCAGCACAGAAUACUACAAGAGAGGAGGCUACAUCCCAGGACUGAGGGUGGAUGGGAUGGAUGUUCUCUGUGUUCGAGAGGCCACGAAGUUUGCUGCAGACCACUGUCGAUCGGGGAAGGGACCAAUUCUAAUGGAGCUUCAGACGUAUCGCUAUCACGGCCACAGCAUGAGCGACCCGGGAGUCAGUUACCGGACGCGGGAGGAGAUCCAGGAAGUGCGGACCAAGAACGACCCAAUCUCCAUGCUCAAAGAACGAAUGCUCAGCAACAACAUGGCGUCUGCAGAAGAGUUCAAGGAAAUUGACAUUGAGAUCCGAAAAGAGGUGGAGGAAGCGGCUCAGUUUGCGACGUCAGACCCGGAGCCCCCGCUGGAAGACCUGUGCAGCUACAUCUACCACAACAGCCCCUCCAUGGCGGUCCGAGGAACUCACCCCUGGGCCAAACUGGUCUCGGCGGGAUCCAGCUGA